AGAAUGAGAGAGGUUUUAUUGAACCUUUAAGAUUUUUAAGGGAUUAAACACGCUAGAGGAGGAAACAUGCUCCAGAUGUUGGGGGAGUCCAGAACCAGGGGCCACAGUUUAAUAAUACGGGGUAGGCCAUUUAGAACAGAGAUGAGGAAAAACUUUUUCACCCAGAGAGUUGUGAAUCUGUGGAAUUCUUUGCUUCAGAAAGCAGUGGAGGCCAAUUCUCUGGGUGCUUUCAAGAGAAAGUUAGAUAGAGCUCUUAAAGAAGCAGAGUCAAGGGAUAUGGCGAGAAGGCAGGAACGGGGAUGUGAUUGUGGAUGAACAGCCAUGAUCACUGUGAAUGGCGGUGCUGGCUCGAAGGGCCGAAUGGCCUACUCCUGCACCUAUUGCUUAUUGUCUAUUAACGAAUGUCUACUGUACGGGUGUACAGUAGAGAGCAUAUUGACUGGUUGCAUCAUGCCAUGGUUCAGCAAGUCGAAUGCUCAGGAGCGAAGAAGACUGCUUAAUGUGGUAAAUACUGCCCAGUCCAUCACGGGUACAGGCCUGUCUGAAGAAGGGUCAUGACCUGAAACGUCACCCAUUACUUCUCCCCAGAGGUGCAGCCUAUCCCGCUGAGUUACUCCAGCAUUUUAUGUCUUAUGUCCACGUUCAGGAGCAGCUUUUCCCCUGCAGCCAUUAGGCUAUUAAUAAUAAUAAUAAUAAUAAUAUACUUUAUUACAGACUCAAGGUCCAGACAAGGGGCAACAUUACAUUAAAAAUGCAUUGCAUAUCAAAUAUCAUAAAUACAUAUAAAAUCAUGGUAUAUCACAUAAAAAUAUCAUAAUUUAUAUUUUUUAAAACUCACAAUACUUAAGUUAAAAAUCCAGAUUAAAAGAUGAUCAAAGUCCUACAUCGAGACAACGAUACCAGUGUCUCCACAACUGGGAUUCGUAGCAUGUUGUGCUAACCCUCAUGUUUGUCAAGGCCACAAUAAGCACAUUUUUAGAGUCAUUUAUCCUGCAAAUGAAUUUAUACAUGUGGCGUCUUAGGAUAGCUUCUAAAGUACUGACUCCUGCAGCCACAAACAUAUUUCUGGCACUACACCAUCUAGAUUGCCUUAGCAGUGUUCUCAUGGCAUCAUUAUUUGCCACCUUUAGUCUCUGCAUACUUGUCUAUAAAUAGUUCGACCACAGGUGCGCAGUGUAGAGGGGUGUGCAGUAUGCUCUAAAUAGCGACAUCUUCACCACAUCUGCACACGCACCAAAUUUACGCACGAGGAUAUUCGCCUGUACAUACAGCAUGUGUCGUUGCCUAAAAUAUCCUCAUCAUCUGUCAUUUGUUCUGUAAUAAUAUGCCCUAGAUAUUUUAUCUUAUUACAGACACUAAGAUUGUUGUCAGACAAUUUAAAAUCAGGACAUUUUAGGCAUUUAACCUCUUUGGUUAAACACUCCAACCUCCAAAUAAACUCCGAACCAGGGUUUCGACCCGAAACGUCACCCGUUCCUUCUCUAGAUUUGCUGCCUGUCUCGCUGAGUUACUCCAGUAUUUUGUGUCCAUGUUUGAACUACAUAUACUUGGGGGUAUUGUUUUUGGUCUUUGCACUAUUUUGUCUGUGCACACUUCCUCUCUUCCAUCAGGCAAGAGGUAUAGAAGUGUGAAAAGGCACACCUCCAGAUUCAGGCAGAAGGGUUUCGGCCCGAAACGUUGCCUAUUUCCUUCACUCCAUAGAUGCUGCCUCACCCGCUGAGUUUCUCCAGCAUUUUUUGUCUACCUACAGUUUCUUCCCAGCUGUUAUCAGGCAACUGAACCAUCCGACCACCAACUAGAGAGUGGUCCUGAGCUACCAUCUACCUCAUUGAGGACUCUCGGAUUAUCUUUAAUCAGACUUUACUGCACUGUAUCUUGUGCUAAACAUUAUUCCCUUUAUCCUGUAUCUGUACACUAUGAAUGGCUGGAUUAUAAUCAUGUUUUGUCUUACCGCUGACUGGAUAGCACGCAACAAAAAGCUUUUCACCGUACCACAUGACAAUAAAUAAUCUUCUACUACUAUUGUUUUUUUUUGUUUUCAUACGUAUAUACUAAACAUUGUUGGUGUAGUUUUGGAACUACAAAUGCUGGUUUACACCGAAGACCCAAAAAGCUGUAGUAACUCAGCGGGACAGGCAGCAUCUCUGGAGAGAAUGGACAGGUGACGUUUAGUGUCGAGACCCUUCUUCAGACUUGUGCAAACCCAUUUCUUGUUGUUUAUUAUGGUGUUUACAAAGUACUAUGUUUACACAUGUGCUGCUGAAAGUAAGAAUUUCAUUGUUGCGUUUUGGGACUUAAGACAAUAAAACAUUCUUGACACUUGAGAUCCAAUGUAUGUGUGUGUGAAAGAGAGAGAGAGAGACAGAGAGGGAGAGAGAAAGUGAGGGAGAAAACACAGUCGUGUUAAUGCACAUUUAAUCCCUAUUGAAGCAAAUGUUUGUGUUUCAGUGUUCCUUCCUCCUUUGCAUUGCAAAAUAAUAAUUGAUGUAAGAUCGCAUGGGAUCGCAUUGUAGUCUCAUACACAGACGCCUACACAUUUUUCCCCUUGGCCUUGCCAAGUGAGAAUGAGUGGAAUUUUUUUGGUUUCACUGACAAGUUGUGAGGCGAUUUGCAGCUUCCCAAAUGUGUGGGUUGUUGAUAAAUCGGAAGAUAUCCAGACAAUUUGCAUCUGGUCCCGUGUGGAGAUAUAUAUAUAAAGGGCUCUUCGUCCCCAGAAGUCAGUGUCCAUGAGGGUUAUGUUCCAGAUGUUGUCGAGCGGCGGAACAGCGGGGAUGGCCACGCCACUGACGCAGGACAGGCUCCCCAGAAGAGUUCGUGCGAAAUAUCUCAAGCCAUCGCUGCUCGGCUGCAUCUUGGUUCUGAUAGUAACCUCAGUGCAAGUGGCAGCAGCCAGCUAUGUCUCUUACUAUGUCCUCAAAGGACAGCUGCAGUUCGGGGCAGAUGGACAGACGUCAAAAAUUGUGGUGCCUCGGCCAACACAGGACGUUAACAAAUGUAUUACUCGCUGGACUAGUGCACUUCUGAAAGAUCAAGAGACACGUGGAGAGGAGGUAGUUCUUGCGUGGGAGACUAAAGUUGGCCUAGCCUUUACUGGAGAUUGCACAGCCUACAACGAAAAAUCACUGGAAAUUAAAAAACCUGGCGUCUACUUUAUCUACUUCCAGGUGAUGUUUCAUGAAAGUGGCAGCAACGUGACAUUUGUCAUGGAUUUUAACGGUGUGAAAAUUGUGCAGAAUUCCCAGCAGGUGCUGGAGAGAGGGUCUAAAGCAGUUUUUUUCGGAAGCGCUUACAAACUGAACGAAGGAACGAAGAUUUUUGUCAAGUCAAACCCAAAGCACAUUUUACUACGGGAGUCAGAAACAUUUAUCGGACUUUUUGAACUCUAAAAUAGCUUUCGACUUUUUGAGACUGCCUCCCAUUGCAGAGCGACGUGACACUGUGAAGAGGAGUGUGGGCUGCCAAACUAAUCUCCAGUUCUGUGACUGCACAUUUUGAUGGUGGUUUAGUCGGGAUUGUCCUGACCCGAAACGUCUCCCCUCCUUUCUCUCCAGUGAUGCUGCCUGUCUCGCUGAGUUACUCCAGUGUUUUGUAUCUGUCUUUAGUUCAUCACCUCAUCCACUUCUCUUGCUACGGUAUACUACCUGGAAGACUUAAAAAUUGGCUUCACGACUUAAAUACCCAUUUCAAAACUCAACGUAAAGAAAGAUUGUUGAUCACUUUUAGGGCAACUUUGAAUUCAAGUAUUUUAAAUGAGAGUAUAGUCGGGAUAUUUGCAAACUAUGGAGAGGAAACUGAUCGGAGGAACACUGCACAUGAGCCAUUAAGAUAUAAAGAUCAGUUGAUUUUUAGGGGUUUGGAGAAGUUUUAGCAGGGAGUCACUGAAAUACUGGAAUUGUUCAUUUGAUUAUUAAGACUUUACCACAGUAGGCUGUGGAGGCCAAGUCAGUGGUCAUUUUAAGGCAGAGAUAGAUAGAUUCUUGAUCAGUACGGGUGUCAGAGGUUAUGGGGAGAAGGCAGGAGAAUGGGGUUAGGAGGAAGAGAUAGAUCAACCAUGAUUGAAUGGCGGAGUAGACUUGAUGGGUGAAAUGGCCUAACUCUACUCCUAUCGCUUAUGAUUAUGUUAGCAUUAAUGGUGAAAGCUACAGAGAAACUGCAUUAUGGUGGCAUGGGAGCUACAGAAUCGUAAAAGGUUAAUGCUUAAAUAUAAAGGCCUACAAUAGUGCAUGUAUGUAUAGGUUGUCUUUUAAUUCUCAGUUAGACCUGUGUAUGGGCAGACAUCAGCACAGUGGCAAUAGGCAGCACAGCGAUAGAGUCCCGGGUUCGAUCCUGACUACGGGUGCAGUCUGUACGGAGUUUGUACAUUCUCCUCGUCACCUGCGUGGGUUUUCUUCCUGUGCUCCGGUUUCCUCCCAGAUUGGUAGUUUAAUUAGCUUCUGUAAAUUGUUCCUAGUGCGUAGGAUUGAACUGGUGAUCGUUGGUCGGUGCAGACUCGUUGGGCCAAAGGGCCUGCUUCCACAAUAUGUCUCCAAAGUAAACAAAGCUAAUCAGGGCACUAAAACCAAGACGGAGUAAUGUAUAACAAAGACGUUGGCAAUAUUUUUAAGGUGGAGAUUGAGCGAUUCUUUAUGGGUGUCAGAGGUUAUAGGGAAAAGGCAGGAGAAUGAGGUUGAGAGGGAAAUAUAGAUCAGUCAUGAUUGAAUGACGGAGUAGACUUGAUGAGCAGAAUGGCCUGUACCUAAAAUUUACAGAAGUGUGAAAAGGCACACCUCCAGAUUCAGGGACAGUUUUUCCCCCAGCUGUUAUCAGGCAACUGAACCAUCUUACCACCAACUGGAGAACAGUCCUGGGCUACAAUCUACCUCAUUGGAGACACUCGGACUAUCUUUGUUAGGUGAAAUGUUAUUCACUUUAUCAUGUAUCUGUACACUGUGGACAACUCAAUUGUAAUCAUGUAUUGUCUAUCUCCUGACUGGACAGCACGGAACAAAAAGCUUUCCACUGUAUCUCGGUACACGUGACAAUAAACUAAACUCAACGACCAACACUUGACACUGGAUCAUAGGUCUGGUCACCUGCAAGUAGGAGACACUGAUUGGUCAUAGGGCAUCUUGACUGCUAUUAUUGUUUUUGUAGUGCUUGUAUUUUGUUUUAAAUGAUUGAUAAUAAAGGCACUGAGGUACACCUUCCACCCGCCUUGGGACUUAUAUUUGUGCAAAGAUGUAGCUGUAAUUGGUAGUACAGAUUAGGUGAGUGGGCCCUGUUGAGGUAUUAUUAGAGAAGUAUUCUGAAAGCCUUGCUCAAUUUAAAGACAGACUACAUUUCUGAAACUGGAAGGGAAAAAGGGAAGGUGGUGAAAAGUUUAGAAACAUCUCCACGGUGUGCAAGGAGAACAGUGUAUAAUCUAUCUAU
Molecule: messenger RNA, 5409 nt
Organism: Leucoraja erinaceus (little skate)
Lineage: Eukaryota; Metazoa; Chordata; Chondrichthyes; Rajiformes; Rajidae
Product: tumor necrosis factor ligand superfamily member 15-like
Exons: 3
Coding region: 2727-3386 (219 amino acids)
Biological process (GO): immune response
Cellular component (GO): membrane
Molecular function (GO): tumor necrosis factor receptor binding
Source: RefSeq, a predicted model, not a curated record